GUGGCAGUCAAAGUUCAAUCUCUAUGGUUGGAUAGUUUAUGAUAAAGCGCUCCUUUUCAUUCCCUGCGCAGCCCGCUGUGGAUGGACAGCAUACCCGCUGAGCAGGGACCAGAUAUAUUCACGAGAUUUGUAGGUAGUAAAUAAAUGCUACCACAUCCCUUUUAGUAAAGUAGCUAUGUAUCUCAAACAAACCCACACUCCUCUGACACAAUACGAAGACUCCCGACCUGGCUUUGCAAAACGAACACACCCGCCUCAAAUCGCGAGUCUCCCUCCACAUCUCGCGAUGUUUGCGGAGCGGUGGCGUUGUUCGGGCGAGACGAGACCGAGGCUGUCUGGAAAUUUGUCUCGUGGGUUACACUCAAACGCAUUAAUCGUAUUAGACGUUGUUUUGUACGUCCGACAAGUUCAUCGUUUCACACUUUUGCGCGCACCGCAAUUCGUUUUCCAAAUUAGGCUGAAGAAUGGCUGCCGCUGAGGUGAACGGUAGUUCUGCCCCGGCAAAGGAGGAUGAGGAGCCCAUGGAUGUGACAGCAACACACACAGAGAACUACGUGACGCUCCUCGAUGCUGGGCUGCCCCAGAAGGUGGCUGAGAGCUUAGAUAACAUCUUCCAGACAGGCUUAGUGGCGUACGUUGACCUGGAUGAAAGGGCUAUCGAUGCGCUGCGGGAGUUCAACGAGGAGGGAGCGCUCACUGUGCUGCAGCAGUUCAAAGAGAGCGACCUGUCCCAUGUACAGAAUAAAAGUGCUUUCCUUUGCGGAGUCAUGAAGACCUACAGACAGAGGGAAAAACAAGGAAGCAAAGUACAAGAGUCCACCAAGGGACCGGAUGAGGCAAAAAUAAAGGCUCUGUUGGAGCGGACAGGAUACACUCUGGAUGUCACUACAGGGCAGAGAAAAUAUGGAGGUCCCCCUCCUGAGGAUGUGUACAUAGGCUCACAACCAGGCAUUGGAACUGAGGUCUUUGUUGGAAAAAUCCCCAGGGAUUUGUAUGAAGAUGAACUGGUGCCGCUGUUUGAGUCUGCUGGUCCCAUCUGGGACCUCAGGUUAAUGAUGGAUCCUCUCUCUGGCCAGAACAGAGGUUAUGCCUUCAUCACAUAUUGUAAUAAGGAUGACGCACAAAAGGCUGUGAAGCUUUGUGAUAACCAUGAAAUCCGUCCUGGAAAGUACUUGGGAGUCUGUAUAUCUGUUGCGAACAAUCGCCUGUUUGUUGGAUCAAUUCCAAAGAACAAGACAAGAGAAAGUAUAUUGGAAGACUUUGGAAAAGUCACAGAGGGUCUCCAAGAGGUGAUCUUGUACCACCAGCCAGAUGACAAGAAGAAGAACCGUGGCUUCUGCUUCCUGGAGUACGAGGAUCACAAGUCUGCAGCACAGGCUCGCCGCCGCCUAAUGAGUGGCAAGGUCAAAGUGUGGGGGAACCCAGUUACUGUGGAGUGGGCUGACCCUGUUGCUGAACCGGACCCGGAGGUCAUGGCCAAGGUUAAGGUGCUUUUUGUAAGGAAGUUGGCCACAGCGGUGACCGAAGAGCUCCUGGAAAAAACCUUCUCUCAGUUUGGAAAGCUAGAACGAGUGAAGAAGUUGAAAGACUACGCCUUUGUUCAUUUUGAAGACAGGGACGCUGCUGUGAAGGCCAUGGACGAGAUGAAUGGUAAGGAGCUGGGAGGAGAGGAGAUUGAGAUUGUGUUGGCAAAGCCCCCUGACAAGAAGAGGAAAGAGCGCCAAGCAGCGCGACAGACCACCAGGAACGCAGGGUAUGAUGACUACUACUACUACCCCCCUCCACGCAUGCCACCACCAGGCCGAGGCAGGGGUCGUGGUGGCCGAGGGGGCUAUGCCUAUCCGCCAGAUUACUAUGGCUAUGACGACUACUAUGACGACUACUAUGGCUACGACUAUCAUGACUACCGCGGUGGCUAUGAAGACCCUUACUACGGCUACGAAGACGUGUACAGCAUGAGGGGCCGUGGUACUCGUCCCAGCAGGGGAGGGCCUCCCCCACCCAGGGCCCGUGGAGCUCCGCCGACACGAGGCCGCGGCGGCUACGCCCAAAGGGGGCCGCCCCUGGGUGGCCCGAGGGGUGGCCGAGGAGGGCGAGGAGCCCCUUUCCAGCCUCAGAGGGGCCGUGGUCCUCGCGGUGCCAGAGGCAAUCGCGGGGGAAACGUCGGCGGAAAGAGGAAGGCAGACGUGUUUAACCAGCCUGACUCCAAGCGCCGCCAGACCAACAACCAACAGAACUGGGGGUCCCAGCCCAUCGCCCAGCAGCCCCUGCAGCAAGGGGCCGACUAUUCUGGUGGAGAAGCAUUGAGAGCGGCACCACUAGAAUGAGGAACUCACCUGAACGGUACUCAAGGGUGAGCUAGCCUUGCACAGAGUACUGUCUCCUCCUGUAGCUAACUGUAAUCACUGGAGAAACACUAGCCAUAAUUGUACAAUGUUUUUUUUUUUUUUUUCCUUUUGUUAUUGUUUCCUUACUAAUAUACUGUCCUAUGAAUCAAGCUUCAUUAUUGGGUAGGAGUGUGAUUUUUCUUUUCCAGGCUGUGAUGAAGACAAGUCACUAAAGUUGACUGAUGAAUCACUGGACAUAUUGCAUGUUCUAGGGCUUAAGGGGACAAAUGAAUAGCAUCUAUUUCCUUUUCACCGAGGGCCAAAAGAAGGUUUCUUUAAACUGGAUUAAACAGCCUGAAGGCAGACAGUAAUGGAUUUGGUAAGCGCUCUAAAUUUAAAACCAAGCAAACACCUGCUGCCUGCCUUGGCUUACUGCACUGAAAUCACCUCAGCUGUCUGCACAAACGUGAAAUGGACAUUUCUCCUUCUGCACCACUAGAGGUAGCAGCUCCACACCAGCACGACUAUGGUCUAUUGUCUAUCCGGCGUGGCUUUAAUUGGCUAUUUUCAGAGCUGAAAAGGUAAUAAUUACUAGAUUAUCGUUGCAUAAAGGUGCUUCUUUUUAAAUGUGCCCGCAUAGCAUCGGGGUACUGGUUUUAAUAUUUGUGAAAUUGGCUGAUGUCGGAACAAUGGCUGCGCCUCAAAACGGAGGUUUUUACCCUGUAACACCACACGAUGGCAGUAGAUGUGCCACUUUAAUUUAUAUUUCACAGGUAAGACUGGGAUGUAGUGGCCACAGUGCAUCUGAAAGCUUCUUUACACAUUUUUGAUUUUCAUCAAAGUUCCAUCAAAUGCUGGAGUGUCCUUGAACAGCUUCUCAUAUCCGAACUGUGUCUUUAUAUGUUGCCUCUUGUCACCAGGCAGUAAAGGAGCUGCCCCCCAUCCAUGUGAUUGAGUUCACAGAAUUGGAAGAACUAAUUGGUCAGUCAGGACAGUGUUCUCCACAAGGUGUGAUCCAGACCACGAACUGGAAUUCACAGGAUGAACUCUACAACAUGAAGGUCCAAGAUCCAUGGGCAAACUUGCCAGCCGUCCUGCUAAGAGCUAAGGAGAAGUUAGAGGGCAGAAAUGUAGGAGGAUGCAGCUAAUGAACACAUGACCCACAGCUCCAUCUAGCAGCCUGCUGCGUCCUUAUCCUGCGCAAAGAAUUAUGUCUGUAGCAGGAAAUUAUCUGUGCUUUUGAUUGUGAAAUAUGUUAUUACCCAAAUAAAUAAGUCUUUGUGUGA
Molecule: messenger RNA, 3613 nt
Organism: Mugil cephalus (flathead mullet)
Lineage: Eukaryota; Metazoa; Chordata; Actinopteri; Mugiliformes; Mugilidae
Product: heterogeneous nuclear ribonucleoprotein R
Exons: 14
Coding region: 465-2327 (620 amino acids)
Cellular component (GO): ribonucleoprotein complex; nucleus
Molecular function (GO): mRNA binding
Source: RefSeq, a predicted model, not a curated record